AAGGGAGCGAGAGGGAUCGAAGGUACACCGUGCCGACGGAGUGGGGCUCCGAGUUUCGCCGGCGAUCCCAUGGCGGUGUAGUGGGGACGCGAGAGACGACUAACCACGAGGGGUUGCGGAGGGAACGAGCGCGCGGACGAGCGGUUAUUUCAAGCGACGGCUCUUCUGGCACUUCGCCCCGAGCUUUCCUCCUCGUGCUGCACAUCCUCCUCUCUCGGGCCCGCGAGUAGUGCCAGAGUCCCGUCAGUGUCGCCGCCGCGACGACGGCAGCCUCCUCGACGAGACGACAGACCAGAGGGACAGAGAAAGAGAGAGAGAGAUAGAGAGAGAAAGCAAGAGCCAGUCAGAGCGCAGCGAGUAUCGCGAGUGGCCGGCCGGAAGGACGGACGCGUGUUUUCGGAGCGAUCUGUUUUGACGGCGACACGCGCUCGUUGUCAGGAAGCCGCUACCGGAGGGGUCGGUCGGUCGAUCGAUCGAUCGAUCCUGCGCGCGUAAUUUCGAACUUCAGUGACACGCGGCAGUGACGAUCAAGCCGGCGAAACGGCUUCGAGGGUGUGACAGUCUUGGUGUGUCUCAGUGAAUGGACCUUGCGUGCACGGUGAUAAGAUCGGGGAGAGCCGCGAGAACCGGAGGAACGUUGUGUACGGGAAUUUCAUACGAGAGAAAGAGGAAAACAGGGGAAGACUUCGAAGGAGAGAGUACCGUCGCCGGGAAAUCGCGCGAGUUCCGAGUGGACGGAAGCGAGGGGAAACCUUGGAGAGACUGGAGGAUGGAAGCCGCGUGGAAAAGAGCGAAGGAGGAUCUAUAACGACGCGCCGCCGUCGCCGCCGACCGGCCUGAAAUAACAGCGGGAAUACGUGCACAGUGAAUCAGCUCUCGUUCGUUCGGUCGUUCGUUAGUUCGUUCGUUUCGUGGUGCAGCGCGACUCUCCUCUUGGAGCAGUGACUGGAGCGAAGGGAGCUUCGUUCAAGCCACCCCUCUUCUGUACCUGUGAACUCUGCGUUGAUCUCGGGGUUCAGUGCGCGCGAUCAACGACACAGGCUCUAUCCAGAGAGAGAGAGAGAGAGAGAGAGAGAGAGAGAGAGAGAGAGGACCCGGGGGUUCCCGAGAGAGAUUGGGAGAGAGGAGAAAGAGCGGAUUGAGAAAAGCCAGAAACGCCAGAGGCACGUCGGCGACGAGGGAGAGGAAGGCGACGUGAAGAAGGGACAAGAGGGGUGUUUUCGAGCCGGAGGAGACUUUCUCGGAAAGGAGUUCGCGAGCGUGGCAAUAUCGAAGUCCCCAAUGCCACGAUCACACUAGCUGCACAUACCCGGUGUCGAACGAAUCGAAAUGGCGAUGUGGGUCUACCCUGUUCUCCUGAUGCUCCUCGAGAUCCUGGAUGCCGGACUAGCGCGAGUUGCUCGGCUAGAAAAGACGAUUAAUCCCGACAUCGCGGUGACCACGGGCGACAAGCUCAACCUACGUUGUUUGCCAAACCUCAACGGCGAGACGACGUGGUACAAGGACGGCGUACAGUUGCAGCGGUCCUCCGCGAGGAUGAAAGUGAUCAAGCACACGUUGAAGAUAAAAUACGUCGACGCGGCAGACACCGGCGUCUACGCUUGCAGACUGGAGUCGUCCGACAGUAUCGAGUGGCGUAACGUAACCGUUCGCGUGGAAUCGCCACAAAACGACAGCUUCCAGGGUGGCGAGGGUGAAGAGACGAGCGGCGCGAUGGACACGCUCAGGCCGGAGGACGAGACCAACGAUCUGGAGAUCGAAACAAGAAACUUGCCCGAGACGCGGUCGUUACGCCUCGAGAGCGACAAGAUCGACGCGGAACUGGAAAACGAGAAGGCCGAGAACGACACGGUAGACGAACACAACAACACGACGUUGGAGAGUUCGCCCAUGUUCAACAAGAGCGACGAGAUGCUCGUCGCGGUGGUGAAGCCCGCUGGCAACAUGCUGCGACUGAGGUGUCCGAGCGUCGGCAAUCCCAGGCCGAACAUCACCUGGCUGAAGAACAACGAGGAGCCACGGCGGGACCUCGGCACCGUCAUAAGAACCAAGUGGACCCUGAGGUUGGAGGAUCUCGUGCCGAAGGACAGCGGAAAUUACACGUGCAUCGUGUGCAAUCAUCUGGGAUGCAUCAACCAUACCUUCAAGGUCGACAUAUUAGAGACAGUGAUGCACCGACCGAUCCUGACGAGGGCCCCGCGAAACCAAACAGUGCUUAUCGGCAGCAAUGUUAGUAUGGUCUGCGAAGUGUUGUCUGACGCGCAUCGUCAUCUCGAGUGGUACCACGGUUACCAUACCUCUUUCGACACCGUCAACAAAACCAAUCAGAGCUUACGGGUGGAGGUCAAGACAGGAGCGGAUCCGGUUAUGCUAAAGCUGUACAAUGUCACCGAGAAGGAUGAGGGAUGGUACACGUGUAUCGCCCAGAAUGCGCUCGGGGAGACGUUCAGCAGCGCAUAUCUUCGCGUCGUCGAAACGUUGGACGAGCAGAAAAUACCGCUAACCGCGAGGCCGCAGGUCCUGGUGAACGUCCUGGCGGCCGUCCUCUGCGUGUUCUUCGCCCUGGGCGUCAUAGUGGUGAUAUACAUUUUCCACCGACUGAAACGCGAGAAGAUGAAGAAGCUGCUCGCCAUCGAAACGGCGCGCGCUGCGGUCGUCACGCAGUGGACGAAAAAGGUGAUCGUGGAGAAGCAGAACUUGGUGAACGCGCAGAACAUCGAGGACUCGUUGCUGAUGCCGGUGGUGAAGAUCGAGAAGCAGAAGUCCACCGUGAUCGCCGAGGAAAACAGCGGCGACAACGUGUCCGAGUACGAGUUGCCGUUGGACAGCGCCUGGGAACUGCCGAGGGAGCAUUUUGUGCUAGGUGAGACAUUGGGCGAGGGAGCCUUCGGCAAAGUCAUCAGGGCUGAGACGAGCACCGGCAGAUCCGGUAUACCCAACGUCGUGGCUGUAAAAAUGCUGAAAGAGGGCCACACAGAUACUGAGAUGAUGGACUUGGUUUCCGAGAUGGAGAUGAUGAAGAUGAUCGGUAAGCACGUAAACAUCAUCAAUCUGUUAGGCGCCUGCACGCAAAAUGGCCCGCUGUUCGUCGUGGUGGAGUUCGCGCCUCACGGUAACCUGCGAGACUUCCUGCGCAACCACAGACCCUCCUCAGGGUAUGAGCCGGCCAUCGGGCAGGAGCGGAAGACGCUCACGCAGAAGGACCUGGUCUCGUUCGCCUACCAAGUGGCACGAGGGAUGGAGUACUUGGCCAGCAGGAGGUGCAUACACAGGGACUUGGCCGCCAGAAAUGUCCUCGUCAGCGACGAGUACGUGCUGAAGAUCGCCGAUUUCGGCCUCGCCAGGGAUAUUCACAACCACGACUACUACAGGAAAAGAACGGACGGUCGGCUACCGGUGAAAUGGAUGGCGCCGGAAGCCCUCUUCCACCGCGUUUACACCACUCAGUCCGACGUAUGGUCGUACGGUAUUCUGUUGUGGGAAAUCAUGACGCUGGGCGGCACGCCUUACCCGUCCGUGCCGUCGGUCGAAAAACUAUUCCAGCUACUUAGAACCGGACACCGAAUGGAAAAGCCGCCUUGCUGCUCGAUCGAAAUAUAUAUGCUCAUGAGGGACUGUUGGAGUUACCAGCCGAAGGAGAGGCCGACGUUCGUGGAAUUGGUCGAAGAUCUCGAUAGAAUAUUGACCAUUACCGCGAACGAGGAAUACCUGGAUCUUGGUCUACCCCAGCUGGACACACCACCGUCCAGCCAAGAAUCCAGCGCGACGGAAGAGGAAGGCGAAGAGAAAUUCCCAAACCUGCUGUGAACGUGUUAAUUACCGCGACUUAACGAGGAAGUCGCGAAGACGAGUCGAAGCACGAAGUAAUCCAAGAAAGACUCGCAAGCGCGAUUGAGGAAAAGCCCACAGGCAUGCAUCUAUCUUCGCAUCCGGAAGCGAGCGAGUCGAAUGGACGCGAUAAAGAGAAAAAAAUAAAAAGAGACGAAGAGCGAGAGAGAGAGAGAGAGAGAGAGAGAGAGAGAGAGAGAGAAGCGCAAGUUUACGCGUGAAAGAUGAUAUCGACUGAAACAAGCUGAACACGCCAAAUAACAUAAAUCAGUAUUGACCUGUAGCGCGUAUUUUUCACGUAGAAUUAAGGAAGAGCGCGUUGAUCGUAGAUCGGUAGCGUACUAUAUCGCUCACGCGCGAGAGAGAACGAGAAAAAGAGGAUACCUGAUAAACCGGACAUUCUGUAUUACAUUAUUUUUCUACGUGGAUCGACACACGCUACGCGUUUAAGAUUAAGGGGGAACAUAUGUCUACCCAGUAAACAAGAAAUCAUUGACAGAACGUUAUUGCGAGGAUACUCAAUAGCGUUUUUAGUAUGUAGUUUCAAACGUUGUAUAUCAGCGUCGUUGCAAGUACAGCUUCAAUAUUUUUUAAACAUUUUUGCAAUGUUUGAAGAGAUCAUACUCUCAGUAGUGUCUGUGAAAUACUUUUAAAAUAACAAACGAAAACGCGUUCAAGACAUACAUAUAAAAUCGAUAUUUCAAUCUGUUGGUCCAAUGUUCUUUGCUUACUGGGUAGGUACUGAAAGUGAGGGUCACUUGCCUUUUAGUGUGUAGAACGAAUACAUGGUGAAUUUCACAGGUACAUCGGUUUAGUAGAUUUUCGGAGAAUCAAGGAUUUUUCGAGAAAAUUCGAGAGAUUAAGAAAUCGAUCGUUACGACCCCUCUGAAACGUAUGUUCCCUCUUAAAACAGGAGGGACGGAGCAGCGCGCGGGAGCCGAGAGGAGGAGGAGGAGGCCGGUCCUCCUCAACGGCCGGGCGCGCUGAAGCGGAUUCCUAGAUCGCCUGUACGGAUCUAUAGGUAUUCGUAGGUGUAAUAAUUGUGCCAUGAAGCAGUGCCUUGCGGUGGGAGCGCGCUCGCGAGCUUCUGCUCGCGAACGGAGAGGUGAAUCGUUGUAAGUGUCGUGUGCGUCGCGUACACACGCCGGAUCGACGGCGGAGAUCCUCGCGCGCGAAAAUGAUACCGAGAGCGGGCAUGAUGUUGCGUUUUGUAACUAGUCAACUGUGUUUGUAACUAGGAAGCCUGUACGUUUUCUCUGUAUUAUAGUAGCUGAUAGAUAUUCUUAGUGUUUUUACGCGGCUAGAGUGUUAGGCGGACAACGACAAUGUAGAUUUUGUAUCGCGGCCAGCAGCGUGUUCUGUGUAGCAAUUUUGUAAAAAAAGGAAAAAAAUAAGAAAAACGAGGAAAACACGAAGGGGAAAAUCGAACUGAAUACACACAAGAGAUCGAGCGCGAGAGACGAGUUACCUAGCCAACACGGUGGAAUAUUUUUUUUUAAAUUUUUUAGACGAAUCGAACAUGAAACAGACGAAAAGAAGAUGGAAUAUUAGGCUUUUCAAAUAUAUAUUCCUAUUGUCAUUUAAAAAUAAGAAAAUAAAUAAUACCGCAAUAUCAGUGGUCGUUUGUAGAAGCCGUCAAGUUUCUCGCCAUCUGAGCGACUUGUCUCGCGAAACUGUUUAACCGACCAACUUCUAUUUUUGAACAUGUGUUCAACACAUUCGUUUCUCGAUAUGAUUGGAACUAUGAGUUUCUCAAUAUGUCGAACAUUUCUAUUCUUUUCAAUCCGAGAGAGCCAAAGGAAGAGUAGUGAAACUCACGCUAAGCUUUAGCCAGCUUCCAUUUUGUCGAAGAGCGUUUUAAAAAGUAAUCCUAACUUCAGCGAUAACCACACUUGUAACAGUUAAAAAAAAACUUUACUCGUUUAUUUCAAGCCAGUAUAAGGGCCGUGGCAUACAGAAAAACUUAAGCAGUAAGACGUACACAGUAAACAAAUUGACCAAUCACAGUCGUUGAUUCUUCUUACAAUCCAACAAUCAAUGACUGUGAUUGGUCAAUUUGCUUACUGCUUAAGUUUUUUUGUGUGUCAUGGCCCUUAGAGUCACAGAGUGUGGGACAAAUUGCUCAAACGGCAAGGAAUUUUAUACUAAAAAAAAAGAAAUAUUUGAGAGCUUAUUUAUACAAAAAGCCUAUUUCUGUUAAAUAAAGUUUAUUUCUGUGGAUAAACUUUAUAUCCCACAAAUAAAUUUGCAAACAGAUUUACUUCUCAGUAUAAACCACUGUUUAAUAUUGUGGCAUUAUUUUAUUAUUUUCUUAUUUUUCAAUGUGGGAAUAGAAACAUGUAUUUAAAACGCAAUAUACAAAAUAUCUAUUUUAUAUAUUGUCGAUUCAUUUUGUUUUGUCGAUUCAUCUAAAAGGAAUUUCGCAAAUUGGCCUCAUAAAUAGCUUUGUAAGAUAGGAUAUUUUUUUAAUGGUGUUUUAAUGAGAUAUUACGCAUUAAUGACGUCACACUAGCGUCAUUAAUACGUUAUUAUGUUUGCUGGGAAAGAAAGUCUUUCUCGCGCGCGUUGAGGCGAGAAACAGAAGAUCGGCGUUGCUUGACGAGAAAAGGAGGUCCAAAGUGUCGAGAGUAUCGCUGUAAGUCCUUUAGUAGUUGUACCGAUAUCGAUUGCGAUAAGUGUAUAAACGGGGAAGAGGUGCUUAGCGAUAGAUAAUUUAUUUUUCGUAUUAUCGAUGUAAUGUCUCGAGUAUAAUAGAUAUAUUUGAGGAUCCUUUUCUCGUUUCUUCUUCUUCUUUUUUACGUAAGCCUAAGACAAGCUGCGCGAGCGGCACUCUUGUAAAAAGUAACAAUAAUGGAUUGCGCGUUAGUACGUAGCCGGAUAAUCUGAAGACGAUGUCUGUACAUAUUGACGUUUAUUUAAAGAUUAUUUGUUAUACUCACACAGCAUCCAAACACACAAACAAAUUAGUAAAUGAGCAUUUACCUAAGGUACGUAAGAGCGUAAUGUAUAGAUUGUGUAAAGGAUCAUUAUUGCAACGCGAGUUUGUCGCCUCCAAUAAAUUGAUCGACAUAUAUUAAAAUAA
Molecule: messenger RNA, 6910 nt
Organism: Odontomachus brunneus
Lineage: Eukaryota; Metazoa; Arthropoda; Insecta; Hymenoptera; Formicidae
Product: fibroblast growth factor receptor homolog 1-like
Exons: 11
Coding region: 1330-3807 (825 amino acids)
Biological process (GO): positive regulation of kinase activity; multicellular organism development; fibroblast growth factor receptor signaling pathway
Cellular component (GO): signaling receptor complex; membrane
Molecular function (GO): ATP binding; fibroblast growth factor receptor activity
Source: RefSeq, a predicted model, not a curated record